GUCACUUGUCAGUAUUGUUGAAAAUAAUUAUUGCUACUAAUUUAUUCCCUAUAUCGGUGUAACUUUAGUCCAUUAAAUAUACAUUUGUUGGUUUUAAGUGGGAGUAAACCUCUAAUUAAUGCAUAGAAAUAUACACAAAUCUCCUAAAAAUAUUCGUAUUACUUACUAUAAAAGUUUUCUAUAUUCGUGUUUACUAACGAAAAGUACCAGAAAUCAUUGAUAUAAUGCUGGUCUUGGUUCUUGGUGAUCUCCAUAUUCCACACCGUUGUAGCAGCUUACCACCUAAGUUCAAAAAGCUACUGCUUCCGGGAAGGAUUCAACACAUACUUUGUACGGGUAACCUCUGUACAAAAGAGUCCUAUGACUACUUGAAGACAUUAGCUAGCGAUGUCCAUGUUGUUAGGGGAGAUUUUGAUGAGAACUCCACAUAUCCGGAGCAAAAAGUGAUAACUGUUGGACAGUUCCGCAUUGGACUGAUCCAUGGUCACCAGGUUGUUCCAUGGGGUGAUGAAGAGUCUCUGGCUUUAGUGCAAAGACAAUUGGAUGUGGAUAUACUUAUAUCUGGUCACACUCAUCGGUUUGAAGCAUAUGAACAUGAGAAUAAAUUUUACAUUAACCCUGGUUCCGCAACUGGUGCUUAUAGCCCUUUGUAUAGGAAUGCAACACCAUCAUUCGUGUUAAUGGAUAUCCAGAGUUCCACAGUCGUCACAUAUGUAUACAAAUUGCUUGGUGAUGAAGUUAAAGUUGAACGAAUUGAAUAUAAGAAAGCGUAGUUUAAAAAAAAAACGUUUUAUAUUUUAGUAAGUCGGUAAGUAUUUUAUCAAAUGUGUUUACUUUGUAUUAUAUAAAGAAUUAUAAUGUAUGGCUCAUUUUAUUUCAAGUUGAGAAAAAUCAAAAUUUUAUAAAAACCUUUUUAUUCAAUGUAUACUUGGUAGGGCUUUGUAUCAGCAUGUCUUUGUGGUACAUACACCACCCACUCAUCAAUUAUUUUACCAAACAGCAAUAUUUAGUAUGAUUGUGUGUUCAGUCAUCAGUAACAUAACCAAACUUGGUAACUUAGUUACCAAGGUUGGUGGUGCAUUGGUGAUGAAAGGAAAGGUUAAUAUUUCGUCUGUGGUAGUGCUGACCAUUUACAAUCAGGUGGCUGAUUUGCACUAAGGGAAAAGUUUAGUGUGUCUACUAUAGAGAAUCAAUCAAAAAUAACUAUUAUAUAUUUUAAUAUGUUUUUUUAAAUGUAAUUAUUAUUUUACAGUUUUAAUGACAUAUUGUAAAUUUCGUGCGUUGACCUUCUCAUCCAAAAAUAGCCAACUGUGCAGGAUAUAUUUUACUGGACCACACUCUCUGAAAUCCAAUGGGAGGGCAAUCAUAUUCAGAAUCAGAGCAUUGCCACUUUAUUCUCUCCGGGUUGAUAAAUUGAUAUAACAAAUUCUUUGUUGACAUGAACAUUCAAUUACUAUUCUGGAUUAUCAAUAGCAAUUUUUUUUUUAGACAUAAUAUCAUAUCAUACAUUUGGUGUAUAUAUAAUACGUAUUCUUAAAUUUAUAAAUGCAGUUAUUUGUCGUUAUAUCGUUACACCCGAUGCUCAAAAGGUCUAGGUCACAUUAGGUCACCAAACUACUAGAAGGCAUAACCGACCCAAUGCAGGUAUAUUGACAUUAUACAAGUAAUCGAGGUACCAAGUGUUGUUUUAUUUGAUGAGUUCCCUAAAAAUCGCAACUCUGCAUUUUUAUAUUUUUGUGUAAAUCAUUAUUGUGUAUAUGAUGUUCGAAUAAUUCCAACUGUUUAAGUUUUUUUUUUAUAUUUGUUCAUGAUGUGUUAUAAUUUCAACAAGAUUUUAAUUUAAAGUAUCAUAUAUGUAAUGUCAUAGUAUGUGUAAUUACUUCUUCCAUUAUAUAGUUUGAUAUAUAGGAAUUAUGUGUUAAAAGUUUACAUAAACUAUUUGUACAACAAGAACAAAUUAUAUAUUUAAUAUAUAUAUGAUGACAAAAUAUUUCAAAAUUUUUUAUAAUAGUCAACCAACAAUUCUAAAAACAUUAGGUACCGUCAGAAAAACAAAUGAUGUAUGUCUCAACUAAAUAACUUUUA
This is a messenger RNA of Vanessa atalanta (red admiral), 2085 nucleotides long. It is a transcript of the gene Vps29, whose product is annotated as vacuolar protein sorting-associated protein 29. The coding region runs from base 225 to 773 and encodes 182 amino acids. NCBI's taxonomy places the organism in Eukaryota, Metazoa, Arthropoda, Insecta, Lepidoptera, Nymphalidae. The transcript is spliced from 4 exons. Gene Ontology annotation, biological process: intracellular protein transport; retrograde transport, endosome to Golgi. The record is from RefSeq and is a predicted model, not a curated record. Gene Ontology annotation, cellular component: retromer complex; endosome.